Molecule: messenger RNA, 1874 nt
Organism: Belonocnema kinseyi
Lineage: Eukaryota; Metazoa; Arthropoda; Insecta; Hymenoptera; Cynipidae
Product: SNF1-related protein kinase catalytic subunit alpha KIN12-like
Exons: 12
Coding region: 1-1707 (568 amino acids)
Biological process (GO): intracellular signal transduction; protein phosphorylation; microtubule cytoskeleton organization
Cellular component (GO): cytoplasm
Molecular function (GO): tau-protein kinase activity; protein serine/threonine kinase activity; ATP binding
Source: RefSeq, a predicted model, not a curated record
AUGAUUUCCUGGGCUCUCAGGUCCCAUACUAUACCAGGACCGACAGACAGAUCGCAUAUCAUUAGCAGCGCGAGACACCGGCGUUCUUUGAUCUUCAUGUUAUACCAACCGAGUGAGUGCGACAGGCCCUUAUACGAGAAACGGGAGGUGGCCAUAAAAAUAAUCGACACAAAUGAAAAUCGCCAAAGUUACGUGUUGAAGAAUUUGACUCGAGAGGCGAAACUGCUUUCCAUGCUGCAACAUCCUUGCAUUGUUCGUCUUUAUGAAACCAUCCAGUGUGGAUCCGUGUACUAUCUCGUGACCGAACUUGCUACUGGUGGUGACCUCUGUACCCAUAUCAAAAAACAGCCCUCGGGUCGUUUGAAUGAAAAUACUGCGAAGUUUUAUGCGAGGCAACUGGUUGCAGCCUUGGAACACAUGCACUGUAGGGGGAUCGUCCAUCGAGAUCUGAAAAUGGAUAACAUCAUGCUACAAGAUUCCAGAAAAGAACGCAUUAAAAUCGUCGAUUUUGGAUUGAGUAAUAUAUGCAAAUAUAAUGAGUUGUUAAAUACUCACUGUGGAUCGCCAGAAUACGCUGCACCGGAACUUUUUAUCGACGGGAAAAAAUAUGGACCAGAAGUCGAUCUGUGGAGUCUGGGAGUGGUUUUCUACGUAAUGACCUCUGGUCGACUACCUUUUGUGAGUCCUCAGGAUGGUCACACACCCUCGGAUGAACGUCGUCGAAAAUUCAUUACUCAAAUUAAUCGUGGGCUGACUUCUCUCCAGGAGAAAAAUAUUUCAGCGAUGUCCAAUGAAUAUAAGGACGUCGUGAGUCGUUUGUUGAUGCCGAUCGCUCACAAGCGAAUCACCAUUCAGGAACUAAAUUUCCAUCCUUGGAUUCUCGAUCGAAAAAAUUCGUGGACCAAAAUCAACUCAGAAUCGAAUUUCGAUCCCGUCGAACACACUGAGGCAUUGGAUCAAGUUGCGCAUGCUGCCCACUUAAACAGAUCAUCUGUACAAGAAAAAGUGUCUCAAAAAAAAUUCGGAGACAUUGGAGGAAUGUACAACAUAACAGUUCACGGAAUGCUUAGGAAGAGUUCGGUCUCGAAUCUAUCUGAAAAAUCUUCAUCUAGUUUUCAGUUAAGACCUUCAGUAAGGAAUUCCCUGAUUGACCAAACUUACAAAAUGAUGCCAAGCAGGCCUUUGGACUUUAACGAGUCAAUGAAACAUCUCUUUCCGGUUCGAGAAACGCCUUCACCAAUUCCGUUUGUGAGAACAAGGACGGAAAAUUUCGGCAGUUCUGUAAAUCCACCGAAGCCCAUUUCCGGAAUUAUCAGGAGAGAAAGGCAUGUUGGGGAACAUCAAAAGGAAUAUUCAAGAUCGUUAAAAAAAUCUACAAUUUCGGCUCCUCAAGGAAACAGAAUCGUCAGAAAUCAAAUGCCCCUUUCCACGAUUUCGCGGCCAGAAACGGCGCCCCGAGCAGAUCUCAUUACUCAGAGACGUUCACAGAGAUUGGCUUCCAACAGACAAGAACUUCCAACUUCAAAAAUGUUUUUGAAGAGUGGAGUGAAACUUCUCGCAAGCAAUGAUUUCGUUCAAGAAUCCGCGACAGUCGGCAAUAAAACGUUUGUAUUUUAUAAACCGGCUCAACAUCCACAAACCCCCCAGGCCGUUACAAAAACGGCUAUCACGAUAAAAGCCACGAAGAAAGAACAUUUUCGAGGAUAAUGAAGAAAAGACUUUUGUCAUUAAAAAUGGAGACGCCUUAAAGAUUGAAUUUUUCUGAAGAUUUCAAGAUAUUCAAAAGGAGUUCUUAAAUUGGAGAAGUCCUUCAUCGAAAAAAAUCGAAUUUUUAUUAUUGGAAAUAAAAAUUUAUUGCAAAUUUUGAAGUUUUU